UAAAAAGUUUUGGUCCAACCUGCCAGAUGAGAUCUGUGUUAAAGACAAGAUGACAGAGUCAGAUGAAGAGCAGUGCUGGAACAGUCACGCCAAGGCCAGGUAUUUUCCUGAGGUGGUAAAGGACGGCCUCACCAACCAGCUGAACAACCCAGAGGUAGAGGUGGACAUCACUAGACCAGACACUCUGAUUCGCCAACAGAUCAUGACACUCAGAGUCAUGACCAACAAGCUGAAAAACGCCUACAAUGGAAACGACAUCUACUUUCAGGACUCCAGUGACGAGGGCAGCGGCAGCGCCAGCGGCAGCGGCUGUACAGAGGGAUGCACCACAGAGUUUGUGUUUGUGGGUUCAGAGGCCCCCGUGGUGGGAGCAGACAGGAGUGACGAGCGCGCCUCAGCUACGGCAGGCAGCGCCCCAAAACAUCCCUCCGGACCGUCUCUACUGACGCUGCUCUCCCUGACUCUCACAGCCCUGUCCUGGCCCGGGAGAUAAUACCAGCCGGCCUGAGAGGACGCCAGGGCAUAACCAGACAGACAGACAGCUUGGUUGUCAUGCUGACUGUUAGUGUUCUCUAAAGGGAACCGGAACAGGACUUUGGAACCCCCCAAACAUGAAGAGAUACGGUCUCAGUAGUAAACCGUAGUAGACUGAGGAGUGUUGUGUGAGUGUUGCAGUGCUGCAUCCUGCUUUUGUCCCCAAGUUCUCUCUGCUCUGUUCUGCUCUUCUCUGCUCUGCUUGGUGACUUCCAGAACAGAACCUACCCGUCAGUGGAGCAGCCAAACUUCUGACCUUUUCUCUUGUCUCCAAACCAACCCAACCCGCUUCUCUCCUUAACUCUGACUGAACAACAACGUGCUCCUUUCUCUCCUGGAGAGACAGAACGAGAUGUUCUUUAAAAACGAUGAUGAUGAAUUAAAAAAAUACAUGAGAUUCUAUUUUUCCUUUCUUUUAUACGGCAGAAUUAUGAAACCUACCAAAUGUACAGAACAUAAUAGAAGGAGAGAAGCCUGAGAAAGUUCUGUCAGUGUCCCAUACAUCCUCCCACAACAGAGAGAGAACGUUCUGUCAGUGUCCCAUACAUCCUCCCACAACAGAGAGAGAACGUUCUGUCAGUGUCCCAUACAUCCUCCCACAACAGAGAGAGAACGUUCUGUCAGUGUCCCAUACAUCCUCCCACAACAGAGAGAGAACGUUCUGUCAGUGUCCCAUACAUCCUCCCACAACAGAGAGAGAAAGUUCUGUCAGUGUCCCAUACAUCCUCCUACAACAGAGAGAGAAAGUUCUGUCAGUGUCCCAUACAUCCUCCCACAACAGAGAGAGAACGUUCUGUCAGUGUCCCAUACAUCCUCCCACAACAGAGAGAGAAAGUUCUGUCAGUGUCCCAUACAUCCUCCCACAACAGAGAGAGAACGUUCUGUCAGUGUCCCAUACAUCCUCCCACAACAGAGAGAGAACGUUCUGUCAGUGUCCCAUACAUCCUCCCACAACAGAGAGAGAACGUUCUGUCAGUGUCCCAUACAUCCUCUCACAACAGAGAGAGAAAGUUCUGUCAGUGUCCCAUACAUCCUCCCACAACAGAGAGAGAAAGUUCUG
This is a messenger RNA of Coregonus clupeaformis (lake whitefish), 1594 nucleotides long. RefSeq names its product glypican-6-like. Lineage: Eukaryota; Metazoa; Chordata; Actinopteri; Salmoniformes; Salmonidae. Gene Ontology annotation, cellular component: cell surface; extracellular region; synapse. The record is from RefSeq and is a predicted model, not a curated record. The coding region runs from base 50 to 493 and encodes 147 amino acids. The transcript is spliced from 3 exons. Gene Ontology annotation, biological process: regulation of protein localization to membrane; cell migration; regulation of signal transduction.